This is a messenger RNA of Gastrolobium bilobum, 1287 nucleotides long. RefSeq names its product UDP-glucuronic acid decarboxylase 2-like. Gene Ontology annotation, cellular component: cytoplasm. Lineage: Eukaryota; Viridiplantae; Streptophyta; Magnoliopsida; Fabales; Fabaceae. Bases 1 to 1287 code for a protein of 428 amino acids. The transcript has 7 exons. Gene Ontology annotation, biological process: D-xylose metabolic process. Gene Ontology annotation, molecular function: NAD+ binding; UDP-glucuronate decarboxylase activity. The record is from RefSeq and is a predicted model, not a curated record.
AUGAGCUCUGAGCUAAUUCACAGAAGAGAAACCCAGAAAAGCACCUCAGAUUCAUCGCGCGAUCAACCUCCAAUUUCUCCGCCGCGAAAAUCCACGAACCACCAAUUUGGCUACAUGCUUCGACAGCGAGUCCCUUUCCUCCUCAUCGGUGUCGCCAUUGCCACCCUCUUCUUCAACCUCCUUCCUUCUCGAUCUACAUCAUCCAUUGUCCCUCUUCAUGACUCGUUCCUCGAAACCGAGUUGGCUCUCCCGACUCGUCGGGUCCUCUUGGAAGAGAAGGAAGGGAUUAAGAGAAAGGCAAGAGUUUCUCUUGGGUUGAAAGGCAAGAGACAAAAGAGGAUCCUGGUUACCGGCGGAGCAGGUUUCGUCGGAAGCCACCUCGUGGACCGUCUGAUUGAAAGGGGUGACAGCGUGAUCGUCGUUGAUAACUUCUUCACUGGAAGGAAAGAGAACGUGUUACACCACAUGGGUAACCCCAACUUCGAACUCAUUCGCCACGACGUCGUUGAACCCAUCCUUCUCGAGGUUGACCAGAUCUACCAUUUGGCUUGCCCUGCUUCCCCUGUUCAUUACAAGUUCAAUCCCACCAAUGUGGUGGGCACGCUCAACAUGUUGGGAUUGGCUAAGAGAAUUGGUGCACGUUUUUUGCUGACUAGCACGAGUGAGGUUUAUGGUGAUCCACUUCAACAUCCACAGGUUGAGACAUACUGGGGCAACGUUAAUCCCAUUGGUGUGAGAAGCUGUUAUGAUGAGGGAAAGCGCACUGCAGAGACAUUGACAAUGGACUAUCACAGAGGCGCUGGUAUUGAGGUGAGAAUUGCUCGUAUCUUCAACACAUAUGGACCAAGAAUGUGCCUUGAUGAUGGGCGUGUUGUCAGUAACUUUGUUGCUCAGGCAUUGAGGAAUGAACCGUUGACUGUUUAUGGCGAUGGAAAACAGACAAGAAGCUUUCAAUAUGUUUCUGACUUGGUAGAAGGCCUAAUGAGGCUGAUGGAAGGAGAUCAUAUCGGUCCUUUCAAUCUUGGCAACCCGGGUGAAUUCACAAUGCUUGAACUUGCUAAGGUGGUACAAGAGACAAUAGACCCAAAUGCGAGGAUAGAGUUUAGACCUAACACAGAGGAUGACCCACAUAAGAGGAAGCCAGACAUCUCCAGAGCAAAGGAGCUUCUUGGGUGGCAGCCUGUUGUGUCCCUCCAUGAUGGACUUCCUCUAAUGGUCACUGAUUUCCGGCAAAGAUUAUUCGGUGACGUAAAAGGCACUGGAGGCAAAGGUCUAUCUGCAGCAUAG